AUGAGAGCCUCCUGGCUGGGUUGGUCCCUUAUCUCUCUAUUGGCCGUCCCAACACUGUCCGCACCUUCGGACGGGGAAUCGCCCAAUAGCAACCGACUGGAGAAAAGAACCAGCAAAGGACUUGAUCCUGAAGAACCCUCUGUGUUUAAUGGACUUGAUGUGCCCCCGUUGUUCCAACUGACCCAGGAGAAUUUUGAAGAGACCACCAAAGAUGGCAUCUGGAUGAUCAAACACUACUCCCCAGCCUGCGCCCACUGCAGAAAGGCUGCGCCAUACUACCAAACAACCUACGAAUAUUAUUACACCUCGAACCCCAUUACACCAUCAUCUGGAAAGACCCCGGACCCUAAAUCUAUCAACUCUUUUACUCAGUACUACAACUUCCAUUUCGCAUCCAUGAACUGUCUCACCGACGGCGACCUUUGCGAGAAAUUCGGCAUCGGAGCAUACCCAACCUUUGGUUUUUACGAGAAUGGUGUGCAAAGGGACGUAUAUGUCGGCGCGAAGAAAAUUGAGGAUUUGAGCAAGCUCAUUGAAGAAAGGCUCGAGGCGGCAAAGCCUGGAUCUCGUCCUCCGCAGGGCAUUAAAUUACCGGAGGUUGGCGCAUCCGGCGUGGACUCAACUGCGGAGCCCGAUUCGCCGGUUUCAAAGGACAAGGAUCCGGAGGCUGGAGUAAAGGCUGGUGAGAAGCAGAAUGAACUAGCCUCUCAGGAAGUGUCCGCAUCAUCUGUUAAUAUCAAAUCGGAGGACACCAAUGUCGUCAAGACCAAGCCGAAAAGUGCACCUGCCAACCCCCAGGGUCUUUCUGUGCCCCUGACCGCCGAGAGCUUCCAAAAGCUCGUGACUACUACGCAGGACUCUUGGUUCAUCAAAUUCUAUGCGCCCUGGUGCCCCCAUUGUCAGGCUAUGGCCCCCAACUGGCAGGAGAUGGCAAAGGAAAUGAAAGACACUCUGAAUGUGGGUGAAGUGAACUGUGAUGUUGAAUCCCGUCUUUGUGAAGAUGCACGAGUCAACGCCUUCCCAACUAUCUACUUCUUCCGCGGUGGACAGCGAGUCGAGUACACUGGUCUCCGUGGCUUAGGCGACCUGCUCUCGUUCACGAACAAGGCUAUCGGCCCUUACUCUGAGAUUGAAGAUGUGGAUGCAGCCACCUUCAAGGAGCUGGAGGAGACCGAAGAGGUCCUGUUCUUGUACUUCUAUGACCUCGCUACCACAUCGGAGGACUUUGCAGCCAUGGAUCGUCUGACUCUUAGUCUUGUCGGUCACGCUCGUAUUGUCAAGACCAGCAGCGCUGCUUUGGCGGAGCGAUUCAAGAUCUCCACCUGGCCCCGCCUCUUGGUGGUUCGCGAUGGUCGUCCUAAUUACUACAAUGCUCUUGCACCCAAGGACAUGAGAGACUUCCGGCAAGUCCUGUCCUGGAUGCAGACUGUAUGGCUGCCGAUCGUUCCCGAACUUACAGCCUCCAAUGCCCGAGAAAUUAUGGAUGGCAAAUUCGUGGUACUCGGUAUUCUCAGCCGCCGCCGUUCUGACGAUUUUAAGCAGUCCAGACGGGAGUUGAAGGAGGCCGCUUCCGAAUGGAUGGAUAAGCAGAUUCAAUUGUUCCGACUAGAGCGAUCCGAGCUUCGUGAUGCCAAGCAAUUGCGCAUCGAAGAGGCGGAUGACCGUAAUGAUCAGCGCGCCUUACGAGCCGCCAAGAAUAUGCGUAUCACCAUCCGUGAGGACGAUAAGAAGCCCGUUCACUUUGCCUGGGUCGAUGGCGAUUUCUGGGAGCGCUGGCUCCGCACUACCUAUGGUAUCGACGUGGAGAACGGUGACCGUGUGAUCAUCAAUGACGAAGAUAACCGUCGUUACUGGGACACUGCUUCUAGUGGAGCCCCAAUCAUGGCCUCGCGUACUUCCAUUCUUGAGACCAUCCCCCUCGUCAUUGCCUCGCCUCCCAAGCUGUCCCCCAAGUCCACCAUUGGAACCCUGGAAACUUUCUUCUUCUAUACACGAUCUUUCCUGAGCAGCCAUCCUAUCCUCUUCUUCAUCUUCCUCGGGUUGACUGUGGCUGUAGCCGCUUUCUUUGGCCGUGGACGCUUCCUGCGCCGCACUGGUCUCGGUCGUGGUGGCAUUCUGGGCAAUUCCAACGGUGGCACUAGUGGUGGCUUCUUCCACCUGGAUGGGAAGGAGGGAUUCUUGAACGGAGGUUCGACCGGAAAGGUCGACUAA
Messenger RNA from Penicillium verhagenii, 2211 nucleotides. RefSeq names its product putative disulfide isomerase. The coding region runs from base 1 to 2211 and encodes 736 amino acids. Gene Ontology annotation, molecular function: protein disulfide isomerase activity. Gene Ontology annotation, cellular component: endoplasmic reticulum. Lineage: Eukaryota; Fungi; Ascomycota; Eurotiomycetes; Eurotiales; Aspergillaceae. The record is from RefSeq and is a predicted model, not a curated record. The transcript has 4 exons.